Messenger RNA from Lolium rigidum, 648 nucleotides. Its product is annotated as RING-H2 finger protein ATL74-like. The coding region runs from base 1 to 648 and encodes 215 amino acids. NCBI's taxonomy places the organism in Eukaryota, Viridiplantae, Streptophyta, Magnoliopsida, Poales, Poaceae. The transcript has a single exon. The record is from RefSeq and is a predicted model, not a curated record.
AUGUCAGGGAACCCCGUUGCCGGCUCGCCGGCCACGGCUGGCGCCGCUGAUCCGAACCCGGCGCAGCGGAAUUACGGCUUCAGCGCGCGCGUCCUGAUGAUGGCCGCCCUCCUCCUUGUCGCGCUCACCGUCGUCUUCACCCUCAUCCGUGUCUUGCUGUAUCUGUGCGUGGUGCGGUCCGCCGGCCGCCGGCGCAACGGCCUGGCCGCCGGCAUCCUACGGUCCAUCAACUCGUUCGGCAGCCGCCGCGGGCUGGACGAGUCCGCUCUGUCCGCGCUGCCGGUCACCGCGUACCGGAAGGAGAGCGGCUCAACCGGCAGCGCGGGUGCUGACUGCGCCGUGUGCCUGUCGGAGUUCGCUGACGGGGAGAAGGUGCGGGAGCUGCCCAACUGCGGGCACGCGUUCCACGUUGAGUGCGUCGACGCGUGGCUGCGCACCAGGACGACGUGCCCUCUCUGCCGGACAGAGGCGGAGCUGCCCCAGGCCCAGGGGAACGGGAAGGCGGAAGCGGCAUCGUCGUCGGCCACGGAGCCGCCGGCGUUGUUGGGUGCAGGAGGAAUCUUGAUCGUGACUGUACAUGGUGUAGAAGAUACCCGGAGAGACGUGCCAGUACCGGGGCCAGGUGAACCUGGAUCUUCCUAUUCCUAG